Messenger RNA from Trematosphaeria pertusa, 1960 nucleotides. RefSeq lists its product as uncharacterized. Lineage: Eukaryota; Fungi; Ascomycota; Dothideomycetes; Pleosporales; Trematosphaeriaceae. The record is from RefSeq and is a predicted model, not a curated record. The transcript is spliced from 2 exons. Bases 336 to 1859 code for a protein of 507 amino acids.
CGGGCAAUCACUGGAGACAUGCGAGUGUCACCUUGUCUAGCCGUUCUUGGGCAUUUGGAUUGUAAUUGCUCCCACAUGUACUCCUAGGGCCUGUUACUUCCCGUUACAAGAAACGCCUUUCCGCGCCUCUCACCAACCGUUUCCUCCACCAUGGCGUCCAUGCAAGGCCGAACCUGCUUGUCAACAAACAUGUUUGGCGUAGUCAAGAGCAAAGGAGCGAGCUCAACUCAUGGAUUUCCGUCCUCCACUUGCAGUUUGCUUGCUUCACUCCGCCCACUGAUCCUCCACUGCCGAGCGGUCAACUUGCCGGACCUGGGCAGCAUCAGCGAUCAGCCAUGAGUUUCAAACGACUCGCCAUCCAGACCAAGAAGAGCCUUUCCGGGCUCUAUUCUUUCGACAAUGACCAAUACUCCCCAGGCCCGGAGACCUCCAAGACUCUAACAGCCGCUGCGCAAAGCGGACCCACCGGGUUCGAUGAGUUCGGCCUCUCCCAAUCCGGCGAGUCUUCCCCAGGUCGAGACAGUCCAUCGAGACGUAAGCGGCUGCUGGGAUCGCUUCGGAGUAUGAGCUCUCUGCGCAACUUGCGGUCCAACCACAGCAACAGCCCCAGCCCCAGCAAGCAAUGUGACGACAUGCGUGUUCAGCUGGAGAGCCCGCAUACGCCCAUCCAGCAGAAGCCGUCUCUCAUACUCAAUUUCGAGGUGUCUCCACCAGAUCAGCCGAUGUUCGAGCCGACGCGCGAAGCUUCCAGUUCUUCGAGCAUAGAUGUCCGUCAUUCGUCGCCAAUCGCAGUGCCAGCGUCGGCUAAGCAAGCCGUAUGCAACUUCCAUAGCACGCCUCCUGGGCCACCGUUCAUAGUUGGAACGAUGCCAGACUCGCCAGCCCCGCUGCGGAAACCCUCUGUACAGGAGUCCAUCCUCAAUCAUGCUAUAACCGGUACUCCCGAUGCAAGCCCGUCCUCGGUCGACGCCGACCGAGCCGUUGACCCGCUACCAACGCCGAUGCCCGGGACGACCCUCUCGCUCGAAGACCUCGCAGCACCCAAUGCUUCUUCUUCGCCACCGACAGAGCAAAAAGCUGCCCCACAGGACUAUUUUGCCAGGACUGCUCCGAAACGGAAUGAGAGUAUGAAGCAUACCGAUUGUGUCGCCAUUACUGGGAAGCCCUCCGCGCCUCGCAAUGCAGAUAUCGUCACGUCCGCCCGGACUACUGCAGCAGGUGUUGCUGACGACCUCGCGGCUACUCUCCUUCCUGGGAAGCCGGAGCCACUGGGUCCAGGCGAAGCCAACAAAGCAGAUGUCCACAAUGACCGCUUCAUGCUUGAUUCGUCCAAGAGGUCAGAGCACGACGAGCUCAGGGCCGACCUUGCAUAUGUUGUGUGGGACGAUCCGGAGAUAGCCAGUGAAGACGGGUGCCAGUUGCAGCGCCGCCGAAGCACCUGGGGCCGUCAUACCGGCCUUUACGACGGCACUGGUUACGGUGGCGAAACUGCUCCGACAACUCCUCGUCCGUCGAUGUCUGACAACACUGAAGACGAAACCGAAGGUACUGACCUGACCGUCCCCGAGGAAGCGGCGCCAGGUGCCGCUGCAUUGGAGAUAGCCGCGGAGCCAGUCAAAGCAUCGGCGGCGUCCGAAGCCGAGUCGGCCGUCGACGGUAAGGAGACACUGCAGGACAUCAUUCGUGCCUAUGCCGGCCCCAUGCUCUACCACGAGGAAGCAGAGAAUGCGCACGCGGUCGAGUACAGCGGCGACUGCUCCACCGAGGAAGAAGUCGAUUCGCUCUACGCAUAUCCUGCCAGCAUGAAGGCGGAGGUCGAGCUCUCGAUCAGGGUCAUGAAUAGGAGCUUGGGAGGAUAGCCGGGUGUGCCAUUGGAGUAGGGACUAGGUUGCCUAGAAGGUCAUGAGAGUAUUCUUCCAUAGGCAGGAGCGUAGUUGCACAGCAGACUAGUAAAUUCAGC